AUGUGGCUUACAUCGCUUCUGUUAUUGAAAUGCACAGCGGUGUUCGCAUGGACAACAAAUGAACUUUUUAUCUACGAUUUGAUGGAGGAAGUGGGCGAAAGUUUUUACGAUUUCUAUGGAAUUCCGAAAGAUGCAGAAAUUUCAAAUAUCAAAAAAGCGUAUCGCCGAUUGAGUAUGGAAUGGCAUCCGGAUCGCAAUUCAGAUGAAAAAGCAGAAGAGCAAUUCAGAAAGAUCGCUGCUGUUUACGAAGUUUUGAAAUCGAACGAUUUAAGGGAGGAGUACGACCGUAUUUUAGAAAACGGUCUUCCAAAUUGGAGACAACCUGUUUUUUACUACCGGCGUGCUCGAAAGUUAUCCUGGUUUGAAGGAGUGGUCGUACUUGCAAUAAUUUGUUCGAUUGGUCACUAUUUUAUGUUGUGGGGUGCUUACAUUGAUAAGUACUUGACAUUGUCUUCAAGUCGUAGCAAAUUGCGUAAGAAAGAAAUUCGACAACUGAGAAAAAUUGGAAGUGAUGCUGAGACUAUAUAUGAGGCAGAAAUUGCUCAAAUGCUUUCCGAUGUCUGUCCGUCCUGGCGAAAUUCCUUACCGGCAUUGAUUGUGUCACUUCUCUAUAAUAUUGCCGUUUCAUUACCAAGUUUUGUCUGUGACUACAUUAAUAUGUGUCAGCCCAAAAUGGAAAAGUCUGAAAAAGAUAACGUCGAUGAGGUUUCUCCACGUCGUUAUGUUGCAACACGGCAACCUGUUUAUGAGUACGCUGUAGCUUCAGAUGUAAAACCGGUUCUUUCUUGCGCUUUUAGUGGAGAUUCUGCCGAAAAAUCUAUUUCACAAAAUGAUAAUGUUAUACAGAGCAGUGCAUGGACUAGUGAGGAAUUGGCAUUGCUUAUCAGGCUGAGUACAGAAAAGUAUCCUGCUGGCACACCCAAUAGAUGGGAAUUAUUGGCGAGAAUGCUGGAUCGGUCACCGCAAGACAUAACUUUUAUGGUCGGUAAAUUAAAAGGAAUGAAGAGGGAUGAGUAUGCAAACUUGUUACGUAGCUCGCAGUCAAGUACUGUCGUGCAGAAGGCUGCACAAAUAACAUUGCUGAAGCAAUCAAACCAACUUUCUGAUGAAAAAUCAGAUAAUUGGAAUAUUUCAAGCGAAGAUAGCGACACUGAAAAAGGGAAGAUCUCAGUGACAUGGUCGAACUAUGAUCAAAGGUUGUUUGAAACAGCGCUUCAAGAGUUCCCUAAAGGCACUGCCGAUCGAUGGGAUAAAAUUGCUAACUGUGUAUCGAGUAAAACUAAGCAGCAGUGUAUCGAGCGAUUCAGAUAUUUGUCGGAAUUGGUUCGACAAAGGAAAUUACUUCAGAAAAACAAGAAGUUAGCUUUUCAUAAUUUUCAAAGAACUUUCGAAAUUUCAGAUUGCAAAUUUUAA
This is a messenger RNA of Cercopithifilaria johnstoni, 1413 nucleotides long. NCBI's taxonomy places the organism in Eukaryota, Metazoa, Nematoda, Chromadorea, Rhabditida, Onchocercidae. The record is from the annotation of a GenBank genome assembly.